UUGCGUCUGGAAAUUUUCUCAUUUCCUUCCAAUCUUCUCUCCUUCCUCUGUUCUGUUUCACAGCGAGCUUCACACUGCUCCAAUGGCGGGUCGUGGCAAAACUCUGGGUUCAGGGACGGCGAAGAAGGCGACAUCGAGAAGCAGCAAAGCCGGUCUCCAGUUUCCGGUCGGCCGUAUCGCACGUUUUCUGAAAGCCGGCAAGUACGCAGAACGUGUCGGUGCCGGAGCUCCGGUAUACUUAGCUGCCGUUCUUGAAUACCUCGCCGCCGAGGUGCUUGAAUUGGCCGGAAACGCGGCUAGAGACAACAAGAAGACGAGGAUUGUGCCGAGGCAUAUUCAAUUAGCGGUGAGGAACGACGAAGAACUGAGCAAGCUGCUUGGUGAUGUAACGAUUGCGAGUGGAGGUGUAAUGCCCAACAUCCACAAUCUUCUUCUUCCAAAGAAGACCGGCGGCUCAUCCAAAACAGCAGACGAAGAUUAAAUCCUCCAUAGAGAAUGUAAAAGGGCAUCACAAAGUUCGAUCCUUUUGUCUUUCCGCUGUAGUUUUUAAUGUUUUCUCUUCUUGAUCUGUCCUGAUAUCAAUUAGGUUAUUAGAUUUAGAUUAGGGUAGGAGUAGGUUUUGUUCCCAUGCUUAAUGGUGUACAACCUCUGUUCUUCGUCGUUAUUAUGGGUAUUUUUUAUAUUUCAAUCAAUCAAUGUUCAUAUGAUA
Tarenaya hassleriana is the source of this 709-nucleotide messenger RNA. RefSeq names its product probable histone H2A.1. The transcript is spliced from 2 exons. Bases 83 to 481 code for a protein of 132 amino acids. NCBI's taxonomy places the organism in Eukaryota, Viridiplantae, Streptophyta, Magnoliopsida, Brassicales, Cleomaceae. Gene Ontology annotation, cellular component: nucleosome. The record is from RefSeq and is a predicted model, not a curated record. Gene Ontology annotation, molecular function: DNA binding; protein heterodimerization activity; structural constituent of chromatin.